Molecule: messenger RNA, 1831 nt
Organism: Momordica charantia (bitter melon)
Lineage: Eukaryota; Viridiplantae; Streptophyta; Magnoliopsida; Cucurbitales; Cucurbitaceae
Gene: CYP718
Product: cytochrome P450, family 718
Biological process (GO): sterol metabolic process
Molecular function (GO): oxidoreductase activity, acting on paired donors, with incorporation or reduction of molecular oxygen; heme binding; monooxygenase activity
Source: RefSeq, a predicted model, not a curated record
GCAUGGAAGGAUAAUUCAAAUCAAGUUAUUAACAAGAGACAACGUCACUAAUGUUUGCUAAGCAAAUAAGCAUACUUUAAUACUAUACAAUUGAUAUGAAUUUUGGUUGAAGAACUAAUUGGAUUGGACUAAUGAAAGACAUCAACAAUGCGAGAGGAGAGACAAACAUGGUCAAAGAGCCAUAUGAAAGACAUCAACAAUAAUGCUAGAGCAUGUGGUCGACGAGUAGUUACAAGAAAAAAGAAGCAGUAACGGAAGCAAGAAGCUACCACCUGGGCAAAUGGGUGUUCCCUGGAUUGGAGAAACAAUGGAUUUUUACAGAGCCCAACGGAACAACAGAUUGUUCGAGGAUUUUGUUGGACCUCGAGUGGCUAAAUAUGGCAAAAUGUUCAAAACAAGCUUGAUGGGGUCGCCAACAGUGAUCGUAAAUGGAGCUGAAGCCAACAGAUUCUUCUUGUCCAAUGAGUUCAAGUUGGUGGUAAGCUCGUGGCCGUCGGCCUCAGUUCAGUUGAUGGGCAAAGAAUGCAUCAUGCAGAAGCAAGGUGAAACACACCGCUGCCUACGUGGGCUUAUUGGCGCAAGCCUUGCAAGUUCUUGUCUCGAGGCUAUGAUGCCUAAACUGUGCACUACGAUCCAGUUUCAUCUCGCCACCACAUGGCUUGGCCAUGACACAAUUGCUCUGUUCCACUCCGCAAAAGUCUUGACAUUUACAAUAGUGUUCGAGUGUUUGUUGGGUAUCAAAGUAGAGCCAGAUGUGUUGACGACGUUCGAGAGAGUUUUGGAAGGAGUUUUUGCACCACCAAUCAGAUUUCCAGGCUCAAGAUUUUUGAGAGCCAAGAAAGCAAGGUUAGAGAUAGAGAAAAUGCUGAGGAAAGUGGUGAGAGAGAAGAGGAGGAAAAUUGAAGGAAAGCUAGAAGAAGAAGAAGAGGGUGGAUCAUUGCUUUCAAGGAUGGUGAUGGCGAUGAUAAGGGGGGAGAUUAGUGAAGUGGAAGUCAUAGACAACGUGGUUUUGCUUGUUUUUGCAGCCCACGAUACAACCUCGUUUGCCAUUGCCAUGGCUUUCAAAAUGUUGGCUCACCAUACAGACUGCUACACACUUCUUCUUCGAGAACACGAUGACAUACUGAGAAGUAAGGGAGAAGACCAGAAUUUGACGAUGGAAGAUAUAAAGAAGAUGAAGUAUACUUGGCAGGUAGCUCGUGAGACCAUGCGGCUGUUUCCUCCUAUAUUUGGUUCUUUCAGGAAAGCGAUUUCAGACAUUGAAUACGAAGGAUUCUUCAUUCCAAAAGGAUGGAAGGUCUUGUGGACGACGUAUGGAACGCAUUACGAGGAAGAGUAUUUUGAAGAUCCAUUGAGUUUCAAGCCAAGCAGAUUCGAGGAACCUGUUUCCCAGUAUGUAUAUGUCCCAUUUGGAGGAGGGCCAAGAGCUUGUGCGGGCUACCAGCUAGCCAAAUUGAACAUCCUCAUCUUUAUACACUUUGUUGUGACUCGUUAUAAUUGGAGUUUAAUCCAUCCGGACGAACCAAUCAUAAUGGAUCCUCUCCCUUUCCCUUCUCAUGGAAUGCCAAUCAAGAUAUCUCCAAAAUCAGAAGUUUGUACCAAUAUACAGCAAAUGUAGUCUCAUUUCUCUCUCUAUGACAAACAAAAAAUGUUCAAGAAGAUGCGUUCAUGAAUCAUCAGUAAAAAACGGCAUUUCAAUUUCAGAUGAACAUCCAUUCUCCUUUCGGUGUGGGUAAAAAAGGAGCAUGCUCAUAGAAAACUCAUACUUCGAAGCAACGUAAAGUACAAAGAUGCACCUUGCAACUGAAGAGAGUGUAAAACCUCAAGAUAU